CUGGGUGGGCGCUCGCGGGGCCGGGCGAUGGCGGCGGCGGCGGCGGCGGCGGCGCGGGCGGAGGGGCCCCAGCUGCCCGGGCCCCCAGCGGGGCGGCCCCGGCAAGUCUGCUCCCGCCCCUACUUCGUGGUGCUCAUGGUGUUCGCGCACCUCUACGUGCUCAACGUGCUGGGGCUGCUGCUCUUCGUGCACCUCAGCGCGGGGGACGGCCCGGGCCCCGGGCCCCCGCCCCCCAGCGAGCCGCCCGCCGCGCCCGGCCCCCGCGGGGCCGCCCUGCCCCGCCGCGAGGGCAUCAAGGUUGGCCAUAAGCAAAAGGUGGAGCUGGUCCCUAACAAAGUCCAUUUCAUGAGAACUCUCAGCUUGAAACCGCUUCUCUUUGAAAUUCCAGAUUUCCUGACUGAAGAAGAGUGUAAGCUGAUUAUCCACCUAGCUCAGUUGAAAGGGCUGCAGAAAAGCCAGAUCCUGCCUACUGAAGACUAUGAGGAGGCCAUGGAAAUGAUAGAAAUCAGCCAAAUGGACAUCUUCAACCUGCUGGAUCACAACCAGGAUGGGCAGCUGCAGCUCAGAGAGGUGCUGACCCACACCCGCUUAGGGAAUGGCAGGUGGAUGACCCCUCAGAGCAUCCGGGAGAUGUACACGGCAGUCAAGGCAGAUCCUGAUGGCAAUGGUGUGUUGAGUUUGGAGGAGUUUAAACAGCUAAACAUUCGUGACUUCCACAAGUACAUGGGGAGGCAGAAAGUGAAGAUGAGUGAUCUGGUGCGGAAUAGCCAACACACGUGGCUGUACCAGGGUGAGGGGGCACAUCAGGUCAUGAGGUCCAUACGACAAAGGGUGAUGCGCUUGACCCGUCUGCCUCCUGAGAUUGUGGAGCACAGCGAGCCCCUGCAGGUUGUGCGAUAUGACCAGGGAGGGCACUACCAUGCUCACGUGGACAGCGGGCCGGUGUUCCCAGAGACAGCUUGUAGCCACACCAAACUGAUUGCCAAUGAGAGCACUCCCUUUGAGACCUCCUGUCGCUAUGUGACAGUGCUGUUCUACCUGAACAAUGUGACGGGGGGAGGAGAGACCAUCUUCCCUAUAGCUGAUAACAGAACCUAUGAAGAGAUGUCUCUGAUUCAGAAUGAUGUUGAUCUACGAGACACGCGGAAAAAUUGUGAUAAGGGCAACCUGCAAGUGAAGCCACAGCAGGGCACUGCUGUCUUCUGGUACAACUACCUGUCAGAUGGGGAAGGCUGGGUUGGCGACCUGGAUGAAUAUUCCCUGCACGGAGGCUGCCUCGUCACUCAAGGAACCAAAUGGAUUGCCAACAACUGGAUCAAUGUUGAUCCCAAUAAGAGGCGCCAGCUCCAAUUCCAGCAGGAGAUGGCUCACUAUGCCAAAGAGGGGGAUGAGGCCCAGAAUGAAUGGACUGUAGAUAAAUCCUACAGCAACAUGCAUGUGGAAUUGUAGUGUCCCAGCACAGCUGGGCUUGGAGGUGCCUCUUCAGUAACACUGUGGGACCCUUUUUGCACUUGCCAGUUUAGUUUAUAUUGAUUUAUAUUUGGUAUUCUACUGUUCCCCCUCUCCCCACACACAUCCCUGCAGAAGUCUCAGGCUCAGCUGUAACCUGCAUCUCUGUUGGUCAGACUGGGAAAAGCACUCCAGUAACGAGCAUGUUGGGAAGCAGGCCUCAUGCUAAUGAGACAGAGGUUGAGGAAGAUUUUGAUAACACAUGUAUUUUUAUUUCAGGGUUUUUUUUUUGUGGGGGAGGUCCAAGUAUCAGUGAGCUCUGCCUAGCUGAGGCUUCUUGCCUCUCCAGGCAGGGCCUUCUACAGGGGAAAGGUGCUGUCAGUGGGUCUGCAGGGUUUCAACCCCUCUUAAUCCUGGGUCUCUGUUUUUUUCCCAUUGAAAUUGAUUCAGUCUCUCUUUAGCUGCCUCCACAGGGGUUUCCUUGGCACCUGCCAGUUUCUGUCCCUAGAGCAUCCUGCUGCUAGUCCCUUCUCCCUCCAGAGCAUGAGAGCAUCAGCUCGGCUCUCCUGACCAGUAAUUGGCAGCACUGUCAGCCAAGCCUGAGCCCUCUGGUAUGGAGGCUGUAUAAUCCAGGAGGGAACAUGGGAAGUGGGGUCACUGAGCUUCUGCAUUAAGCCACUUCCCUAAAUUCCAGUCCCAUGAUGUGAGACUGAUUAGGGGGCAGAGGGUGUCACUCCUUCCGUAUUAGGAGGAAGGGAAGUGUUGCAGGUGCAGCUGUGUGACUAUGGAGAUCUUACAGCAUAAUGCUAAUGGUGAAUCCUUCUCAGGGGUUGAUGUGGUUCUGAAAUGCUUUUAAGUUGUGCUGAUUAUCAGGGAGAAGGGAAGCUUUUAUGUGCAAUAGCAUCAGGGCUGGGGUAAGUGGGGGAGGGGGGGAGAGUUUCACUCUAACCCCGUGAUUUGUGUGGUUGCCUUGCUAGGUUUUUGGCUGUUUUGUGAAGGUUCCUUCUGCCAAGUGAUUCAUUUGCCCCCCAGUCAUGGAGCUACGUAUAUAUGCCAAUGUGUCUGUAGCAAAUUGGAAGCACAUGGGGGAAUGAGUCCCAGUGCCUGUCUCCGGACAACUGAACAAUAGACGUCUCCGUGUAUCAUCAUCUGAUCCUCACGUGCUGAGGAGUUGGUCACUCCCAGCUUGCCGCAGCUUGAAGCGUUUUCUUCCCUAACUGCUGUAGAUUUCAGUCAGUGGUUUUUUUGUGGGAGGGAAACAAUUUGAAAUGUAGUGAGGAGUGAAACAGAUCCCUGUCUUGCCACAGCAUAGGGCACGUGCUGAAUGCAUGACUGCAAGCUCUGGAGAUGGGAUUUCUUCACUGCUAGUAGUUCCAGAAAGUCAACAAGUGAAGGUCCAUGCAGCCCUUAGGGCUGAGUGAGCCUGUUGGAUGUGCAGCCACCUGCUGAGGAUGUGGCUGGAGUUGUGGCUGAGGAGAGAGAUGGGUGGGUUGGUUGGUUGGCUUGCUUAUUUAUUUAUUUUAAGGUUGCUGAACUGAGGAGAGGGCUCAGUGUGCUACUUCAGUGCCUGGUGUUCAGGCCUAAGGCCAGGUGGAUGCACUGAUGAUCACAGCUCUGUCUCAGUGUGAUAGUAUUAGGUUACAUGCCAUGCUCGUGAGAGACAACUUACUGCAUCAGGGAAAUCUGCAGACAGUCCUGCUGCAAGUUACCCUGCCUAGCAAGGAGAUUAGCCAUGACAGAAGGCGGGGGAGGGAGGAAGUGUUGGUAUGAAAUCUAAUUCCCUUUUAUUGCUCUCUGGGUUUUGGGAGCAGUUUGAAAUGUUCAGCAGAACAUUAGCCCCAAAGAAUGGGGGUUGUCCUAUAGCCCCAGCACUAGGAAACUGGGUAUGUUGCUAAUACUUAUUAUUGUGUUACUAUACUGUUACUCAAGUAGAAAUAUGAGAUGCACUAGGCUAGUGAUGCAUGUUGUCACCAUGCAACCCUCCCAGACAAGGAGACCAAGAGGGACCCUAUCAGCAUUCUGUGUCUCAUAAGAAGGUGCAUCCAGAAACAAGCCUGCAGUAGGGGAUCUCCUACCAGGGGCACUGCAAAGGGUUAACAGUGUGUUGCAUUACUGCUCUCUUCCAGGUGCACACUUGAAACCUGCUGCCACUUAGUGAGCAGGUAGCUGGAUAGCAGGAGUGUAUUGUAAAGGGUCUUCUGGAAGAGAGUAACCAUAGCGGGAAUAGAAACAAGACUCCAAUGACCUGUCAUGUUCAAGACCCUUUCUAACUGUAUGUUCUUGACAGGGAUUCUGGGGUUUGGUGUGUACUUUGGGGAUGUUGCUGCCCCUUCCUGUGUUCUUUCCACUUUAUCAGCAGAGACUAAUCUAAGAAUGGAGGAUUUUAUACGUUAUUUUUUUAAGAUGAUGUAGCUCAGAUGCCUUCUUCACAGGGUGAUGUGAUGUCGUCGUUUUAUGUAUUCUUCAGAGGGCAUGACUUUUUAUUGGAUCUGCCAAGUUCAAGCCUGCAUUCAAUCUUUUUGCUACUCUUAGCUCAUUUGAGUGACUUGGCACUGUCAGUUGCAUGUGCAAGUGACUGACCAUUGUCUGUACUUGGUUUUCUGUUUUCCAUGUCCUCAUGUGCACCUGAUAAGUUGUUCAUCCCUUAUUUAAUAUUUAUUUAAUUUAUUGUAUUGUAUUCAUGUGCAAAGAAGCUGCCUGUCCUGAAGAUAAAGUUUUGAAAACUACUAA
This is a messenger RNA of Caretta caretta (loggerhead turtle), 4179 nucleotides long. RefSeq names its product prolyl 4-hydroxylase, transmembrane (gene P4HTM). The record is from RefSeq and is a predicted model, not a curated record. Gene Ontology annotation, biological process: peptidyl-proline hydroxylation to 4-hydroxy-L-proline. Lineage: Eukaryota; Metazoa; Chordata; Testudines; Cheloniidae. Gene Ontology annotation, cellular component: endoplasmic reticulum. Gene Ontology annotation, molecular function: L-ascorbic acid binding; iron ion binding; procollagen-proline 4-dioxygenase activity.